UUUCUUCCCCCCCAAACAGGAAUCCGUAAUUUCCAAACCCUGAACGAAGUUCCUUUGCAAUGGAUUUCUCCAAGAAGCGCAAAACUGAGGAGAACGGAGACAACGAUUCCGUGCCCUCGACAACCCCGCUUGGCGCCGAUGACAUCCACAAGAUUCUCCAACCCUUCUCACAAGAACAGCUUGUCGAGCUUCUUCAAUCAGCUGCUCUUCAUCACCCUGACGUUCUCGAGUCUAUACGUUCCGUCGCCGACCGUGACUCCACCGUUCGGAAACUCUUUGUUCGGGGGCUUGCGGGGGAAACCACCACGGAGACGCUCAGCAGUGUUUUCUCCUCCUUUGGAGAGCUCGAUGAGGCGAUCGUUAUCUUCGACAAAACAACGGGGAAGUCCAAAGGAUACGGCUUUGUGACGUUUAAGCACGUUGAUGGUGCUAUAUUGGCUUUGAAGGAGCCCAGCAAGAAAAUUGAUGGGAGAAUGACGGUGACCCAGCUUGCAGCUGCUGGAUUAUCGGCCAGUCAAGGGACUAAUGCGGCUGCCGCAGCCACAAGUGAUGUUUCUACCCGGAAAAUUUUUGUGGGCAAUGUGCCGUUUGAUAUCUCGUCGGAGAGGCUGUUGAGUUACUUUUUGGCAUUUGGCGAAAUCGAAGAAGGGCCACUUGGGUUUGACAAAGGUAAUGGAAAGUCCAAAGGUUUCGCAUUCUUUGUGUACAAAACGGAGGAGGGCGCUAGGGCGUCUCUAGUUGAGCCAGUCAAAACUAUUGAUGGUCAUCAAGUGCUUUGUAAAUUAGCCAUGGAUAACAAGAAGGGAAAAUCAGGAGGAGCUCCUAACCAGGGUCCUCCUGGUUUACAAGGUAAUGGCAUGGCAGCACAGCAACCGCAACCAUCUUUACCCGGUCCUAUGAUGGGAUCAAAUUAUGGCGGUCAUGGAUCUUCAUAUGGGGGAUUUGGUGGUGCGCAUCCGGGUCCCAUGACGGUGCCUAGUAAUAAUUAUGGUUUGCAGUCUUCAUUGCCGCCAUAUGGCACUCAAGUUCCAUCUACCUUAACUCCUAAUAGUGGUGGGGGGUACGGUCCAGGAAUUGGAGGGCCUUACGGUGGCUCUCAGUUCAGUGGGCCAACUUCUGGUGAUUAUGGUGCUAGGCUGCCUCCAACUUCUGCUGGAAUGCCUUCCGGAGGAUAUCCAGACGGUUCUCAUUAUAAUAUGACCUCAUCUGCAGUUCCCUCGCAGCAUCAACAGCCCAUGCAAAUGCCAAGGCUGGCUCCCGGAGGAAUGUACCAAGGCAUGCCACCCUACUACUGAGAAUAUUUGAGAAGAGAAAGGAGGAAAGAAUCUUUGAGACUUAAUGGAGUUUUGGAAGGAAAGGGAUUGAACAGCUUCCUCCUGCUGCCCCUCCAUAAUUUCACACACACACAUACAGGCAUGACGCGUGCACAUGGUAAUCUGGAUGAAACCAAUCACAUCAUGAAUAUGAAUAUUUGUUUCGUUGCACUAAACUUUUGAUCUUUCUUUAUUUUGGUUCUUGAAAAAGAAAGUUUAUGUGGUGGUUUAUCUGUCAGAAGGAGUGUAUGACUGAUUCUUUCCUCUUCUUUUUUAAUUCUAGAAACCGUACACUCAUGAAUAAUCAGUAGGCUAUAUGGAAAUGUAAUUCUACAGGAUACAGUCUUCACACUCAAGUGGACAUGAUACAAUGAUAUGUAGAGUUAUGCUUAUUUAUUUGAUGAUUCUGUUACGUGCUUCUGAGCAAUAAUUAUUACUGUUGAUAGCUCAUCAUUAGUUUUAAAAAUGUUAAUUCAAAUGGGUGUUUGAUUCAGGUUUGUGAUGGCUUCUUGGGCGCUAAUGCUUUAAAUGGUUAUGCUGAUUUCGUGAAUCAAGACAAUGAAAUCUUUGGUUUUGAUUACAUGGACUGCUGUGAAUUUGUUGCUGCUUCACUGCCCUCUGCUUCUAUGUAUUGUUCCAAUUUGUGAUAGGUUUUAGUGAAAGCUCACAUAAGUUUGCUUAGUAUUUGAAUGUAGUAUUUAUAUGAUGAUUUGUAGAACAUUGUGCUAGAUGAUUUUACCCUAAAUAUGGUUUUAAAUUAUUCAGUAGAUUCAAACGUGUUUAUGCUUCCUACGAAGAAAAAAAGGUGUUUACCUUGAACUUUGAUAUAUUGUUAGCUGUUGGCCAUGUUACUUUGUGCAUCUAUGGGCAUUAUGCGGCUGCUGCGCCUUUGUUUCACUAUCUGGAGUUUGGGUUCUAUUUGAGUAUUUCUUGAAAUAUUCUUAUAAUUGGUCUCUAAAUUCUGAAGUUUUGAAAUAGUAAAGCAGUUGAGGUAACGCCAUUUUGAGACCAUGCAUAUAUUAUCUUAUCUAUUGGAUCUGGUAUUGAUUUGGCGCUCAAACUGAAUCUGUUUUAAAAUUGCCGACCUUGAGUAUGCUUCUUCUUGUCUGAUGGAGGAUUUGCUGACACUUGAUCUGGCAAUGUUUAUACUGAAUUGGUUGUGUAAAUCUUAAUUUAUUUCCGAGAAAACAAAAACUACAUAACCUUUUCUUCCAAUCAAGAAUGGUAUUUUCUGACGAUUAAAGUAACAAUUAUGUCUUUGUAAACUUGAGAAUGUUGAAUAUAAAUUAUAUUUGUGGAAUUCUAUAAAAUCUAAAUGAAUGGCUUUUGUUCUCCAAUAGCUUAUGAGUCUAAUACUUUGGAUUCAGCUUGUUUAAUAUGCAAGUUUAGUCAAGAAGACCUCAAAGGGUUGUAUGCAAUCUGUUCACUCUACUGUUAAAAAGUGUUUUGAUUCUCGUUGUGUUAAAGUAAAACUACAUUGCAUUUUGUACCCUUGAAUGUUAGGCUCAACCCACCUUGAUGGUUAAGAGGGAAAAAACAAAAUUGGAAAUCAAAACCAAUGGGGGUAAAGGAAAGAAUGAGCAUGUGUACGUUGACAAUAAAUGAUACCUUUUCCCUUGUCAACUUUGUUAGUAUCAGAGGAUAUGCAUUACAAAUUGCAUGAUUUGAUGUGAUUCUUCCACACGACAAUACAGAUUGCUGGUUUCAUUAAAACUCUGCGAAUUACAUCUGCAUCAUUUGAAUUAUUAUGUUUACCCUAUACCAGUUGAUCCACUUUAUUCCUUGAGACAGUAACACGCUCUUGAGCUGCUGUAUCCUCAGACGGGUAAAUUUAAAUCUCAUUCCCAUUUGACUGUAAUAUGCUUCACUAAGAAUCUUAUAUUCUGUCUUGAUCUCUUGUCUAUGUUUGUGUGCAUACCUUUUCUUUAGUUAGAUUCUUGUCCUUUGAUUAUUUUUUUUGGGCCUGAACUUAUCUUUUGAUUACUUUAAUUAAGUGCAUUUCAAGCUUAGUUUCUGCUUUGUAGUUUAGGGCAAGUCUAAGCUACUGGUACUUCCAAGAGAGAGCAAAACUUUUGAUCGAAACAAGCAUGGCUAUCAAACACUUGGAAUGGAAGUUUUAGUUUAGCUUUUGUGAAUUUUUUUUUUCGUACUUCUGGAGAGGCUUUUCUAUUCUAAUUGUUCUAAAUAUGUUGAAUUCCUCGACUUAACUGUCCUGAAAGUACUUUCACAUAUUGUGCUGUGAUGUUCUUUCAUGCUCAAAACUGCUCAGUGUGAGAUUUACUGAUCUAUUAACAUAGAAAAGUGCCAAUUAUUGCUGUGGUGUUCUUUCAUGCUCAAAACUGCUCAGUUUGAUCUUGGGGAAUGUAUGUUUAACAGUGCUCACUAUUUUCUUGAACUUUCAUGUCUACUAAACCUCACUGGCGGCCUUAACUAAUGCUGUUACUAAUGAUUUUGAGGUGGUUUCCACGUCCCGUUUUGAUCUGAUGUCAUUCAACCUGCAUCAAAUUCCAUGUAGUCUUUCGGGUUUUGGACUCACAAUGCCAGUGGCCUCCAGUUGCUUAGCGCAGUAGAUGGCCCUUUUGUUGUAUCAUUCCCUUGAGUGAGACUAUUUGUAAUUAUUUUAUAGUGGAAUAGGAAUGCUUUUACUUCAAAAAUGGUUUGCCAAUAUCAUGUUACAUAUAUUUUUGUACAAGGUUUCACGUGAUAAGUUGACCUUUUCCUGCCUCUAAA
This is a messenger RNA of Prosopis cineraria, 4043 nucleotides long. Its product is annotated as UBP1-associated protein 2C-like. Gene Ontology annotation, molecular function: RNA binding. The record is from RefSeq and is a predicted model, not a curated record. The transcript has 2 exons. NCBI's taxonomy places the organism in Eukaryota, Viridiplantae, Streptophyta, Magnoliopsida, Fabales, Fabaceae. The coding region runs from base 60 to 1295 and encodes 411 amino acids.